AUGAAGCUCUCCCUCUUUUCCUUCUUUUUCAUCGGCGUUCUAGCCAAAGAUGCCACCGUCACCAUCUCAGCACCCACAACACAGCCGACUACAGCCUCUCCUCCCGUCGACAAGUCCUUCCUAGGUAUCAUGGUCGAAACCACAUCCUGGUUCCAAUACGGCCUCCAAGACUUCUCUCGCAUCCUCAUCCAAAACCUCGUCACUCGAAGCGGCGCUCCCGUCAUCAUCCGCGUCGGGGGCACGUCUGGAGACUCCGUCAAGUACAACUCCAGCCAGCCGCAGGGCAAUUUCUGGCCGUACAACAACACCAAAGAAGAUGGACUCCUCUCUCCCGUGACUCUGGGGGUGAACUUCACGAAGGCUCUGGAUAAAGUGCCGAAUGUACGAUACAUCAUCCAGGUCCCGCUCGCGAACAGCACCGUCGACAAUACCGUCAACUUCACCAAAGCCAUGUUGCAGCACAUUCCCGCGGAGAAGUUCGAGGCGAUCGAAGUCGGCAACGAGCCGAACUUGUACGAUGGGCAGUGCUUCCGCUCUCUAGACAACUGCCGCCGGAACAAGACGUACACGCCUGAGGACUAUGUCGCCGAUCUCCAGAUCUUCACGACGGCCAUCACCCAACAGGUGCCGAAUCUACCGAGCGGUGACAUCUUCCACGUCGGCAGCCUGGCGGAUGCGGCGCAGUGGUCAGCGGCAGAUCUGUACAAGGCGAAUUUGGGGAAAGUCAGCCGGAUCAAGGCAUUCGCGCAGCAUUACUACCAAGCGUCCAUCUCACAAUCCCCGACCUUGCGCGGGACCUACCUGAAUCACUCGGGUUCUGUCUUGCACAAGGUGAACAAGAACCCCCAGGUGAAUCUGGACUACUUUCGCUCGGCGAAGAUCGACACACCCAUCGUCAUUAGCGAAGCCGGCUCAUCGUUAGGCAGUCGAAGUCCUUUCGAGCGCACCAUCGAUGCGGUGCUGGGGAGUGCUCUGUGGGAACUGGACUGGGUGCUGCUGGUCAUGAGCAAGGGAAUCGCGAGGGUCAAUAUGAACCAGUGCAACGGGUGCAACUUUGCGAGUUUCUGGGCGAGCGAUCCUGCUCCUGGAAUCUUCUCGCAGUACUAUGGUCUGAUUUUUCUCACGGACUGGCUCGGGAUUGGCAGCAAUUCGCGAAAGGGCGACUUUCAGGUGGUUUCGUUGUACAGCGAUAAGAAUCCCACCGUCUCGCCGUAUGCAGCAUUUGUGGGCGGCAAACUCGAUCGCCUGGCUGUGAUCGAUUUGACGGAGUGGAAUACGACCGAGACGACGCCUCGACCGCAGCGUGCUUUUCAAAUUGGAGUUGGGAAUGAUGUCAACACUGCGGAGCUGCGCAGGCUGACGGGGAAGGGUACCAACUCGACCAAUGAUGGUGGUGACAUCACCUACGCGGGAACUCAGUGGACCGUCGCUUCGCCGGGUGGGGUCAAGGUUGGGCAGGAGACGGAGUCGGUGGCUCUCAGCGGUGGGAAGGUGUCGUUCGACUUGAAGGCUUCUGAAGCAGUGCUGGUGACGCUUCAUCGGUGA
Messenger RNA from Zasmidium cellare ATCC 36951, 1545 nucleotides. RefSeq names its product glycoside hydrolase family 79 protein. The record is from RefSeq and is a predicted model, not a curated record. Bases 1 to 1545 code for a protein of 514 amino acids. Lineage: Eukaryota; Fungi; Ascomycota; Dothideomycetes; Mycosphaerellales; Mycosphaerellaceae. The transcript has a single exon.